AAAAAAUAUCUCAACACCAAACCUCUCUCUGACUCCGAGUCUCGAGCCCGUCGCCGCCGCCGCCGCUCCAACCCGAUCCCGCCGCCCCACCUGCAGCCGCAUCUCUCCGCAGGCGUCAGACCCGCUCCCGGUACUCCCGGAAGCAACAAGAACUAGUUUUUCCCUCCUUGAUCCUCCCUGAGCAGCGAGUCCCAUCCCCAUCUCCCACCAAGAAACCCUAAGACUCCCUGCUAAGGGGCGAGGAGGCCAUGAGGGGGAAGAAGCCGGUGAAGGAGCUAAAGCUCGCCGUGCCGGCGCAGGAGACCCCCGUCGACAAGUUCCUGACGGCGAGUGGUACAUUCAAGGAUGGUGAACUGCGGCUUAAUCAAAGAGGCUUGCGGCUUAUCUCCGAGGAAAAUGGAGAUGAAAAUCAAUCAACAAACCUGAAGGUGGAAGAUGUACAGUUAUCAAUGGAUGAUCUUGAGAUGAUCCAAGUCAUUGGUAAAGGGAGUGGUGGUGUUGUCCAGCUAGUGCGGCACAAAUGGGUGGGGACAUUGUAUGCCUUGAAGGGUAUUCAAAUGAACAUUCAGGAGUCAGUGCGCAAACAAAUAGUGCAAGAGCUCAAAAUUAAUCAAGCAACACAGAGUCCACAUAUAGUUCUGUGCCAUCAAUCUUUUUACCACAAUGGUGUCAUAUAUCUUGUUCUUGAGUACAUGGAUCGUGGAUCUCUUGCGGACAUCAUUAAACAAGUGAAGACCAUUCUGGAGCCAUACCUUGCAGUACUUUGCAAGCAGGUCUUGGAGGGUUUAUUAUAUCUUCAUCAUGAAAGGCAUGUGAUUCACAGGGACAUAAAGCCGUCUAACUUGUUAGUCAACCGUAAAGGUGAAGUAAAGAUUACUGAUUUUGGGGUCAGUGCAGUGCUAGCAAGUUCAAUGGGUCAGCGGGAUACAUUUGUUGGAACCUACAACUAUAUGGCGCCUGAGAGGAUUAGUGGGAGCUCUUACGACUACAAGAGUGACAUAUGGAGUUUGGGACUAGUGAUACUUGAGUGUGCCAUUGGUCGGUUCCCUUAUAUACCUUCAGAAGGAGAAGGUUGGUUAAGCUUCUAUGAACUUCUUGAAGCAAUUGUUGAUCAGCCACCACCUUCUGCACCUGCAGAUCAGUUCUCUCCAGAAUUCUGCUCAUUUAUCUCCUCUUGCAUACAGAAGGACCCAGCAGAGAGGAUGUCUGCUUCAGAACUCUUGAAUCACCCUUUCAUCAAGAAGUUUGAGGGCAUGGAUUUAGACCUGCGGACUCUUGUGGAGAGCCUGGAACCUCCGAUGAACAUACCCGAGUAGAGUGCCAUUGCAAUGUAUUCAGUGUCACCGUGGUGGCCUUUUGAUAUCCGCACAUAUUUCUCCUGGACAGCGUGCAUCACGUUGCUAGACGCGAGAUGCUGUGUGUAUGUUUUUGACCGUGUCAAAAGAAAAUCUCAUGGAUCGUUGUGACACCCAAGUUUUUCUUGUGGCAGAGUAUUUCUCUUGAUAAGGCUCUCCAUCUAUAUAUAGCCCGUGGUGCAUCUUACAA
This is a messenger RNA of Panicum hallii, 1545 nucleotides long. RefSeq names its product mitogen-activated protein kinase kinase 1. The transcript has 8 exons. The record is from RefSeq and is a predicted model, not a curated record. Gene Ontology annotation, biological process: MAPK cascade; protein phosphorylation. The coding region runs from base 249 to 1316 and encodes 355 amino acids. NCBI's taxonomy places the organism in Eukaryota, Viridiplantae, Streptophyta, Magnoliopsida, Poales, Poaceae. Gene Ontology annotation, molecular function: ATP binding; MAP kinase kinase activity.